AUGGCGUGGUUCGCGUCCAAGGUGAACCUCUCGACCAUCGUGUCCCAGGGACUCGAGCAUGUGCACAAGCUCAAGGACGACGUCGAGAAGCAGUUUGACGAUGCUGUCUCCAAUGGCAAGCCGGCGCCGAGGGCCUCGCCACUGCGAAGCACGGCCAUGACGCCGCCGCUGCAUCCGGCGCCCGCACCGUCGCCGCCACGGUCCAACCCGACAUCGGCCCAGCACGAAGCGACAACCGCAAACGACUUUGCAAAAAGUAGCAUCCCGACGCCGCCCCGGUCGUCUGACGGCAACAAGAAGCCGCUCAACUUUUUCUCCGAGUGGAACCUCGGACCGCCGUCGCACCACGAAAACGUCAACUUCCCGUCCGUCAAGUCGGCAGCACCGGUCGCCCAAGUGUCCCCUGUAAGGCCAGAGACGUGCUCGCCACCGACGCCACCGCUGACGGGAAAGCGCGAAGAUGAUAUGUCUUCGGAGGAUGCUACCAACGCUGCCGCUCUCGACUACAUCAAGGCGCACUCGAUGCCCAUCCAAGUGGCAAGCGUGACUCUGCCUCCGACGACCUCGGACGAGAAACCCCCCGAGGAUGACAGCUCGCUCUCGAUUGGGUCCAGCGUGUCGACGGUGCUCACCGACGUGGAUGAGCGUCCGUCGUCAACGUCGUCGCUGGCACCGUCGUCCACCGAGGACUCGGCUGCAAUGGAAGCCCUGCAAGCCGAGCUCGCCAAGACGCAGGCGCUUUUGACGGAGCGCGAGAAUCAGCUCUUGUCCGCUUCGGCCAAAAUGACCAAAUUGAUGGAAGAACUCGAUGCCGCCAAGUCGGUAGCGUCCUCGGACGCGGUCGUCGCGCAGCUGCAGCACGCUUUGCACGAGAAAGAAGAGCAGUUGUCGCAGCUUCUAAACGAAGGCCAAGCGCUCUCUAUCAAGCAAGGGCAGUACGAGGCCCGUUUGCGGACUCUCCGGAAAGAAAACAACGACCUCCUCGACGAGCAUGCGCAGACCGUCGCCGCGCUCGAGACGACGCAGGCCAAGUGGGAGACGGCGCGAAGUCACCUCAUGCAGGCCGAGGACGAGCGCAAGGCGACACACGCCAAGCUCCAGCAACUCCAAGCCCACUCGGACGAGCUCCGGGCAACGCUAGCGGCGCUGGAGACCGCCAACGCCCGCGUCCAAGAGCUGGAAACACAGCAGGCACAGUGGGCGGCCGACAAGGUGGCACUGGAAGCAUCCCAGAGCGCUGUGGCCGACAAUGGCAUGCUCGAGUCGACGCUUGUCGAGAUGCAGAAGCGUGUGGCGGCCGUCGAGCGCGACGCCGCGCGUCGGGAAGAGCUCUCACGCAGUGAAAUCGCGUCGUGGAAGAAGCGGUACCAGGACACCGUGUUGCGCAUGGACACGCUUGCCGAGGAGACGACAGGCGCGACACAGCCGCUGCUCCGACAGCUCUCGCAGCUGCAGCAAGAGCAUCAGCAGCGCGAGCUCUUUUGGCGCACGUUCCAGCAGUCGGCUGACGUCCAGCUCCAGACCAGUACGCUCAACUGCCGGAAUCUCGAAGCGCAACUUGCGUCCGAAGUCGCGACGCGCCGCGGCUUGGAAGAACACAUUGAGACGUGGCAGAGCCAGAUUCACGCCGUGCAGCAACAGCUGGAGCAAGCCUCGGCGCGCAUCACGACGCUCGAAGACGACGAGGCCGCCCACCUCGAGGAGCUCACGCAGCUCAAGAGCUACAUCUCAACGCUUGAAGCUGAGAAGGCGGCGGCGACGACCAGCUCGAGCAACGAUACCAACGCUGUCGUUGCGGCGCUGACAGCCGACCUCGCGCGCGCCAAAGCCCAAGAAAGCACGUAUUUGGCGCGGGUGCGGGAACUCGAGCAGCAGGUGGCCGACCGAUCGCGUCCCUCCUAUCGCGAACGCAAGUCGUCGGCCGAGCUCCUCGUCUCGGAGCGGGCAAGUGCGACGACGGGAGAUGUCUCGCUUAUCGAGUGGCACCAACUCCAGCAAAAGGUGCGCCUCCGCGAGAGCGAGGCGGCGCUGCUCAAGCAGCAGGUAGACGAGCUCGAGGCGGUCAAGGCGUCGAGCAGCCAAGCCAUGGCGACGCUGCAGCAGCAGAACGCAGCCCUGGAAGCGGCGGCCGCCGAGUUGGCAUCCACAAAGGCAGCGCUGGAGGCUGUGACGGUGCGCCAGAACGUGCUCUUGGAACUCCUCGGCGAGAAGGAGGAGCAACUCGACGAGCUCGAGACGGAGUUUCGCGAGUGCAAGCAGCUCUACCAGCGCCAGAUCGACACACUCACAAGGGACCGCGUCUGAUAUUAUUUAACACCAGCGCCCACAACCAGUUUUG
Saprolegnia parasitica CBS 223.65 is the source of this 2338-nucleotide messenger RNA. RefSeq lists its product as hypothetical. The record is from RefSeq and is a predicted model, not a curated record. Lineage: Eukaryota; Oomycota; Saprolegniomycetes; Saprolegniales; Saprolegniaceae. The coding region runs from base 1 to 2304 and encodes 767 amino acids. Gene Ontology annotation, cellular component: Golgi apparatus; endoplasmic reticulum. The transcript is spliced from 2 exons.